UUGCAUUUACUCUGGAUAUUUGAGUCUAAUGUUGAAAUGUGUUUUAUAAACUGAAACAUGAAAGUGUGACAAAUGGGGCGUGGGGUGCAAAUACUUUUUCACAGCACUGUAGCUAAACCGAUUUGCUCACAAUUGUUAUAUAUUCUUAAACCCUGUCAGUUACAGAACAUGUACAAAUCACCUCCCCUGUCCUGUCAUGGUGAAAUGCAAGCUCAUAGGUGUGCCUAAGAUGACUCCUUGUAUGAGCAAUGUGAUGAAAUAUACAAAAUGGAAAUUCCUUCUUACAAGCAACUUUGGAAAAUUCCUCAUGCACACACAAAACAAAUCUUCCUGGUGUGAAGCUUUAAACACACACCGAUUAUAAAAUGCUGUAAACACAUAUUGAGUUCAUGAGAGCUUCGUUCCAGUGCGCCUCCCUUUUGUUGACAUAUUUUAACCUUGCAGGCUUGCUUUCUCUACACAGCUCUCCCCUCUCGACCCAUGCUUACAAUAGUGCCUUUAUCCCUAAACCUUUCAUAAGCGCUCAUUUCCUGUAUCAGUAUCUGCCCUACACUCUCUUGAAUUUAAUCAAAUUAAGGAAGUAUGGCUCCUCCUCAGACAAUCCCACCUCUUCAAACACAGAUUACUUUACGGAGCUACACAUGUCCAUCUUCCAUUAGUUUAAACUGCAACAGAAGUGUGGGAGCAAUUCUUAAGGACAAUGAAGGCUGGUGCGAGACUCCUGUCGGCACUGACUCUGCUCCUCCUACUGGGGGCAGUGUUCACACAGAGGCCUCGGCCAAAGAAGCCCACCAGGCGCCCAGCUACCCCCAGAAAGCCUCCUGCUCGUCUCCCAACUGUACCACCCCAGCCUGAGCCAAAGGAACCAACAGAUUUCCCCCCACCCAUCCUGGGCCCACCUUCCAUCUUUCCUGACUGCCCCCGGGAGUGUUUUUGCGCCCCAAGCUACCCGAAUGCGCUCAACUGCGAGAACCGGAACAUUCGUGUAAUCCCAGUGAUUCCAUCCAGGACUCACUACCUGUAUCUCCAGAACAAUUACAUCUCCGAGAUAACCUCGGAGCCCUUCCUCAACGCCUCUGAGGUCCGCUGGAUCAAUCUGGCAAACAACCGUAUUCAUCGGAUAGAUAAGCAGGUGUUUGAAAAGCUUCCAUCACUUCUGUAUCUCUACGCCCAACGAAACCAGCUUAAUGAAGUCCCUUCAGGCCUCCCAGAAACUCUGGAACAGCUCCGCCUUAGUAGGAAUCGUAUUUCCAAGAUCCCACCUGGGGCCUUCAACAACAUGGGGAGCCUGACUAUGCUCGAUCUGUAUCACAACCAGCUGAGUGACAGUGGCCUGGGUAAGAACAGCUUUAAGGGCCUUACGAACCUGGUGCAGCUCAACCUGGCUCAUAACACGCUGAGGAGGAUGCCUACUAGUAUACCAACCAGCCUCGUGCAGCUUUUCUUGGAUAGGAACCGUAUCGAUGACAUCCCAAAAAACUUCUUUGACAACUAUGUUCACCUGGCUUUUGUGAGGCUGAACUACAACCAGCUGAGUGAUAAAGGAGUUCCCAAGAAUGUGUUCAAUGUCUCCAGCCUGCUAGACUUGCAACUGUCCCACAACCAGCUCGCUUCGAUUCCUUUGUUCAACAGUCACCUGGAGCACCUGCAUCUCGACCACAACACCAUUGAGAGCAUCAAUGGCACCCAGAUCUGCCCAUACAGCGUGCAAGCUGACCCGAGUGAUAUGAGCCAGGUUCCCAAGCUAAGGUAUCUGCGUUUGGAUGGAAACCACCUGAACCCUCCCAUCCCUCUGGAUGUCAUCAUGUGCUUCAGGCUCCUUCACUCUAUUGUCAUUUAGGAAAAUGGGGGCUUGCACAUGCAGUACUGUGCAAAAAUCUUGAGCUGUGCGCCAUUUCUUUAUAUUUUGUUAUUAAAGUGUGAAAAAUGUGCUUUCUUGUCAUUUCUUUAAGUGGUCUCCAGAAAUUGUUCGCCGGGCUUCUUAAAGGACAUUCAAAGCUCUUCAUUGAAUGUUGGCAUCUUUUUGUUCUGUUCUCUAUCAAGAUGAUUCCAUACUGCUUCAGUAAUGUUGAGGUCUGGGAUCUGGAGAGGCCAGUCCAUGACUGACAGUGUUUAAUUGUGUGUUUUUCUAUCCUGGUAUCUUUUACUGCUUUGUCAGUGUGUUUGGGAUCUUUGUCAUACUGAAAGUUGAAGCUUCUGCUAAUCAGAUACUUUGCAGAUGGUACCACAUGGUGGAUCAAAAUCUGACUGUACAUUUCUGCAUUAUUGAUGUCAAUUGAUUUGACAAGAUCCCCAACACCACUCGCUGAAAUGUAGCCACAAACCAUGACAGGGCCUCUGCCAUGUUUGUCUGCAGACACACACUGUGCUACAUCUUUCUUGACCUCCUCUGUACAUAUUGACCAUAAUUUGAACUAAAAAAUUCAAAUUUUUGGUUCAAAGAAGACCUGUUGGGACUGAUAUUUGCUCCCAUUCUUGUGUAAUUUGACAUACCUUAACCUUUUCUCCAUUUUACUUAAUUAAGAAUGGCUUCUUAACAGCCGCUCUUCCAUUUCUGAUGAGGCUUCAGUGAACAGUAAAUGAACUGAAGGGUCAGAUGCAUCUCUCGGGUCAUGUUUCAGAUCUUUGCUGGAUUAUUUGACCUAUUUCUUCUGAAUAUAACUUUCAGAAAAACUUUUAAAAGAUUUUAAUUUCUUGGAGAACUGUUGCUCACUACUAUAAAGAAUUACAAGAAAGUCUGGCUCCAAAACAACAAGAAAUGAGGGGUGGCUCAAGACUUUUACACAGUACUACUGACACACACACACACACACACACACACACACACACAUAUCCAUGAAAACAUAGACUCUGUGCUAAGUGCAUUUCAUUGUAAAGUAUGGUGUUAACCCAGCAGUAGACGCUGUGUUACUGUAAUACUGAAAGAGGGACUGCAAAUAACUGCAAAACUUGGAUGGUUCAAGCUCUUUUAAUUGUGAUGACAAAUUUAACUAUUGCCAUUUUUUGGACAGUCCCAACAUUACACUACAAAUCAGCAUAAAAUGUGGCUAUGCUGACAUUUAGAGUUAGGCUUCUGUAGUAGUUGCAGUUUAUCAGUGUUUUUUGUUUACAAAACUUCAUGUAAAGAAAAAAAGUGAAAAAUAUAGCUUGAGCAACGUCUGAAAACACGGGGACAUUUACAGACAUGCUACAGACAUAAACGGUAGUUAGGUUAACAAGAAUAGGUCAACAGAGUGGGGCAGCAGUCAGAGGCAACGAAUAACUACGCAGUGGAAGUUAAAAGAGAUAACCAGCUUUAAAUAACUAGCUCCAUGUAGUUAAAACUGUUUCAAAUGUGCCUGUGAUUUUCAAGAUACUCUUUGUAAAAAUGUCAUUUUAUUCUUGUUAUCCCUAAUCUUUUGUAUAUUAUUCUUCUGUAUAAAGAAGCUUUGUACAAACAAUGGAAAAUAAAAGUUCUCCUUGAUCAUCUGA
Messenger RNA from Oreochromis niloticus (Nile tilapia), 3471 nucleotides. RefSeq names its product proline/arginine-rich end leucine-rich repeat protein (gene prelp). Gene Ontology annotation, molecular function: protein binding. Bases 701 to 1840 code for a protein of 379 amino acids. The transcript has 7 exons. NCBI's taxonomy places the organism in Eukaryota, Metazoa, Chordata, Actinopteri, Cichliformes, Cichlidae. The record is from RefSeq and is a predicted model, not a curated record.